Lolium rigidum is the source of this 2479-nucleotide messenger RNA. RefSeq lists its product as uncharacterized. Gene Ontology annotation, biological process: regulation of double-strand break repair; chromatin organization. Gene Ontology annotation, cellular component: nucleus. The record is from RefSeq and is a predicted model, not a curated record. Gene Ontology annotation, molecular function: DNA binding; histone binding. NCBI's taxonomy places the organism in Eukaryota, Viridiplantae, Streptophyta, Magnoliopsida, Poales, Poaceae. The transcript has 9 exons. The coding region runs from base 70 to 2196 and encodes 708 amino acids.
ACCCAUGGCUCACCGCUCAACACUUCGGUAAAGCUAGCCCAGAGCCACCGCACUGAACCUCCUUUGGCCAUGUGUUCCCUUGGUGAGCUCGCCCUAGUUCCCCAACCAGGAACAAGUGAGGCGGCGUCGAUGGAAUGCGCAAACGGGACCAGCGCCGGCGCCGGCGUCGGCGCCGUAGGGAAUCGACUGAAGGAAAGUGAGUUCAGAGAACAAAUUGUCAAACUUGCUGGGAUUGCUUGCCAUGAAGACGAGGAAAAAUCACGGAUAGAGCUAUUGGAGAAGCUCAAAGGAUGUAACAAGCUCGGGCUAAUUGAAAUGUGUCGUUAUUUUGAUGUCCGAGGAUCAACAUCCACUAGGAAGGAUGAUAUAGUGACAAUACUGAUGGAGUUUUUGAUGGAACACGGUUCUCGUAUGGACUGCACAGACCCGGAUAAGAAGCUUAGGAAAAGAAAGCGCAACAGGGAUGGUGCGGAUCUAUCUGGUGGUGACCCUUCAAAAAAAAGGAAACCUGAUGGAACUGUACUGGAAACUCAUGGUGAAGAGGAAGCAGCUGGGAAAAAGUGUGUGAAGGAUAGAACAAACUGUUCCGAUUUUCACUUGAGGGGUAACAGAAAUGUAUGUACUGAUAACAAGACAGGACAGUUUUCGAAGGGAAAAGCCAAACCUGACCAGUUUGAAGGGGUAAAUGGCUCCAUGAUGGAGAAAUUAGCUGUGGUUCCUCUCCCAGGACUGCCAAUCCAUACACAUGAACAAAUACUAGUUACAACACCAUGUGCAAAGUUUGCUAGUGAUGUUGAGAAUAAUAGCAUGGACAUGAAGGCUUCAACAAAGAAAACUACUUCUGUUUCCAAGAAAAAGGCAACCCAUACGACAGAUCGCAACGAGAAAUUUUGUGGUAACAAUUCGUCUAGAGGAGAUGUGAAACCUCGAAAACAGGCAGUGAGACCAACUAAGGAUGAGCUGAGACAAGCAGUCUUCUGCAUCUUGGAUACUGCAAAUUUUGCCACGAUGACUUUUGGAGAAGUUGUAAAAGCAGUUGACAAAUACUUCGGCAAGGAUUUAUUCGAGAGAAAGCCACUGAUAAGGGCCUUGAUAGAGGAGGAGCUCUUUAGGCUAGCAGAGGAGGCUGAGAAGAAGGAACUGGAAGAGGAAGCAAUGGGAAUAAAAGCUAGAGCUGAGCAAGCUGCCAAGGCGAGCAGAAAAGUUGGAAGAGUGGGAUCAGAUAUAGUAAAGGAAAAUGGACUUCAAGCUGGUCAAGAUGGUAAAUCCAAGGAUGCUGAAAAGAAUUACAGAAGUGAUAAUGUUGAAAAAGACGCUGGAAAUGGGACUUCUGUGAAGGCUGUCGAUAACAGAAGUAGCGAUGAUGCUGCUGAAAGUUCACAAGAUGGCAAAGGUGAAGUUGAGACAGAUAAUGAAACUAACUGUGAUGGAUUUGCCAAGGAUGGCGAUGCUGGAAACAUUGUGCAGAAUGCAAAUGGAGAUGAUGGUGUAGAAAUCUCCAAAGAUGGCAAAGCUGGAAGCAUUGUGCAGAAUGCAAAUGGAGAUGAUGGUGUAGAAAUCUUCAAAGAUGGGAAAACUGGAAACAUUGUGCACAAUGCAAAUGGAGAUGAUGGUGUAGAAAUCUUGCAAGAUGGCAAAGCUGAAGCUGACAGAAAGAAUGAAAAUAACAGUGAUGGUUUUACCAAGGAUGGUGAGGCUGCAAACAUUGUGCAGAAUGCAAACGGAGAUGAUGGUGUAGAAAUCUUCAAAGAUGGUAAAGCUGAAACUGUAAAGAACUGCAGCGGUAACACCAUAGGAGGUUCUGAAGGUGUGAAAGCUGGAGAAGACGCGGGCACUAAAGAUGGCAGAACUGAAGAAUGCAUAAGUGGAAAUGGUGCAGAAAAAGUUGGUGACUGUGGGCCUGAAGAGUCUAACACUAACCAAAAGGCUGGGCAUGUAAACUGUUCAGAAGAUGGCAAAUCCCAGGAAGCGGGUGACAAUGCGAAGGGUCAAAAUACCCCAUCAUGUGGUGCUGAAUGUGGCAACGCAAAGGAGACCACGGAAAAUGCAAGUACUGAACAAAGCCGAAUAGGCGAGGAUGAUGAUGGUAAAGCUGAAGAUGCUGAGCAGAAUAUGAAGGUCCAAGUUGAUGCAGAUUCAAGCAACCAUGGUACUGCUGAGGACAAUGCGAUAGCUAAUGGCGACGGCCAAGCCUAGGAUCCAAAGGCGGUGAGAGGGUUGUAGCCGAAGGUUGUAGAUGUAGGCUGUAGUAGUAGAGAGGUCCAGCUUAUGCUGUGUUCUUGUUUCGGCAGUAGUCACCACGUACUCCAGUAGGAUGUAGAGUCAGAGGUUUGGCUUCAAACUGCAUCAGUUUAGGAGAUUGUAGCGUAAAUUAUGCAGCAUGUAUAGAGCUUGGACAUGUAAUCCGGUAGGGUUGUUGUACGAAGAAGGGUCUGUAUCAGCCAUGUUUAACUUGAUGAGUAGCAGUUCUGUAUGUCCA